AUGGAUCUACUUCGAUUAAGUUCUAAUCAUGUUGAAUUUAUGUACAAUAAGUAUGAAAAUAUGCAAUCAACUAUCACUCUAUACAAUGAUACUCUUACUCCUAUUGCAUACAAAGUAUAAUCUAUUUUAUAAUUUUAGUUCAAAGCAUCAAAUAGAAAUAUCUUUUUAGUCAGACCAUCACUUGGAAUUGUUUAACCUAAACAAAACUAAAUAAUUAAUAUUAGUCUUCAUUGUAAAGUACUUCAAAAUAUAUCAAUUAAUGAAUUUAAUGAAAAAUUGCAAUUGAUUUCUAUUCCUAUUUUUUCAGGAAUCUAAGACCCAACACCAAUUUUUUAAGAUACAUGCAGAUCCUUUGAUAAUUAGAAGAUUAACAUAAUCAUCUAAAGUAUUGAUAGAAAGAUUACUUCAUAAAUUGGUUUAAGUGAUAAUCACAUAUUUCAAUCACUUCAUAAAUAAAAUAGUGAAUUAGAGUUAUAACAUAAUAAUGCAGAAUAACAAUAAUAUUAAACUAGAUUUCAAACAAAUUUAUGCUAAACAAAUUCAUAAUUACUUUAAUAAGAAAUUGCUUAAAAAGAAUAACAAUUGGUAAUUUUUAAUUAUAACUUAAGUUAAACUUUUAAAAGACUCAUAAUAUUUCAAAUGAUAAAUAAUAAAACUAACAAAUUAAAAAUUCUAAGGAUACAAUACUUGUUAUUAUGGUUAGUAUGCUGUCGUUUUACAUAUUUUUACGAUAUUUUGAUUUAAUAAAUAGAAUUAUUCCAAAAUGA
Molecule: messenger RNA, 767 nt
Organism: Paramecium pentaurelia
Lineage: Eukaryota; Ciliophora; Oligohymenophorea; Peniculida; Parameciidae
Source: the annotation of a GenBank genome assembly